UUAUUUUUAUUUAUUUAAUUAAUUUUUCUAAAUUGAUGCAUCUGUCUCUCUCUAGGGAUCACUCUCCAUGAUGAAGCUUUAGACUGGGCAGCUGCUGGUGAUCAUGUCAGUCUAACUGUAACUGGCAUGGACAUCAUCAAAAUAAAUGUUGGAUGUAUAUUCUGUGAUCCCAAAGAGCCCAUCAGAGCCUGUACAAGAUUCCGAGCAAGAAUUCUCCUCUUUAAUAUAGAAGUUCCCGUCACGCAAGGCUUCCCCGUACUGUUACAUUAUCAGACCGUAAGUGAACCGGCCACUAUUAGGAAGUUAGUCAGUGUAUUACACAAGAGUAGUGGAGAAGUUCUCAAGAAGAAACCAAAGUGUUUGAGUAAAGGACAAAAUGCUGUGGUGGAGAUUCAAACACAGAGGCCUGUGGCUCUGGAGCUCUAUAAGGACUAUAAAGAACUGGGGCGGUUCAUGCUGAGAUAUGUGGGCUCGACCAUUGCUGCUGGAGUUGUCACUGAGAUCAAAGAGUAAGAACCAGUUGGAACAGGAUCCUCCAGAAAAAACAAACUGGGCGAAACCUCUGGACAGAAGUGCAAUUCCCCCUCAGAGCUACAGUAACACAAACAUAAAGUGAAUACACACAGAUGCCCGCAAGGCAACAUCUAGCCACAGUUCACAUUUCACCUUGUUAAAGGCCCUAGAAUGAGUGUGAAUGUUUGUGUGUGUGUGUGUGUGUGUGUGUGUGUGUGUGUGUGUGUAUGUGUGUGUUAGAGAGCGACUGCAUUUUGUCCUGCCCCUCAACUUGCAGUAUACAAUUGAUCUGUGUAAUAAUUCAUCCAAAAUUUCAACUUAAACCCUCCUAAAACACACGGGAACACACAGAGAACAUUUACCUGUAAUUUAAGUUGGUUUGCUUCCAUUCGUUGACUGCAUCAUAAACUGAACUCAUUGUUUUAUUAUUUGAUAUUUUAUUUAGAUUAUUGUAAAGUGCAUCAUUUUUGACUACAAGAUGGCAGCACAGAAUGGACAUUUAGUUUUGGUUCAAAUGGAAGGUUUUUAAGGUUAAUUAAUCAAAUUAGUUAAGUAUGUGUACAUUUGUAAAAGGGAAAAUAGAUUAAGCAACAAAGCUGGCUGUUCUCAUCUCCUCCAUCAGUUUCUCAUGUGAGCGGGACAGUGUGAAUGAAACCUGCCCUUCCAUUGCUGCUACUCAGUCUUUUCCUGAUCAUUAAUGAGAAAACAGAAGGAUCGAGAACCAGUGGGCAAAUAGAUAUUCUGUGGAGAAACUCAUCCGCAUGUCUAUAAUCUAACAGUAAUCACUUUAAGGACCUAACGGACAUGACUUUUACUCAUCUGUUUUUGACUUGAUUAUUAAGGGGUUUUAAUUUAAAGAACAUUUUGUUUGGGUGUAUCGAAGCUGAAGUUGUUCAAUUGGGGAAAAGCUUCUUCAUCAGAAAAAUAAAAAAUAUUGAUCACUGUGGAAAACAUGAGUGUGUGUAUUGUUGGGCCAGUAAAUAUAUACAUAAUACUUA
Sinocyclocheilus grahami is the source of this 1511-nucleotide messenger RNA. RefSeq names its product HBS1-like protein. Bases 127 to 513 code for a protein of 128 amino acids. The transcript is spliced from 5 exons. NCBI's taxonomy places the organism in Eukaryota, Metazoa, Chordata, Actinopteri, Cypriniformes, Cyprinidae. The record is from RefSeq and is a predicted model, not a curated record.